Messenger RNA from Laccaria bicolor S238N-H82, 276 nucleotides. RefSeq lists its product as uncharacterized. Lineage: Eukaryota; Fungi; Basidiomycota; Agaricomycetes; Agaricales; Hydnangiaceae. The transcript has a single exon. The record is from RefSeq and is a predicted model, not a curated record. Bases 1 to 276 code for a protein of 91 amino acids.
AUGUCGAGCUUGUGCACUGUGCCUGGAAUGAGAUUGACCUCGCUGAGUGAUAAGGCGAAGCAGUCAGCGAAUUCAGCGAUGAGUGACUUGACUUCCUUGCGUUGGUCUGCUGUGAUGUCGUCACCUAUCUGCACAAGCUCCAAUAUCUUCUCUACACAGGCUUGUAGGAAGGGCUCAGUCUGGCGUGUGAAGAUCGUGUCUUCUGGCUGGACAUCUGAUGCAUUGGCAACUGGUAACACAAGGCAUGGCGUGUCAGCUGGGGUGGUCUUAUGUUGA